UAGAUGGGUAUUGAGGACCAAGAGGUACAUGGUUUCCCGGCAGGCACUGCGAGUUAGCAGCUCUCAGCCAAUGGAAAUGAUUGGUCCGGACUGCGUGUGUUUCACCGGCGAGGAAAAAUGGCAGAAAGAGGCUACAGUUUCUCCUUAACCACUUUCAGUCCUUCUGGCAAACUAGUCCAAAUCGAAUACGCCCUGGCAGCUGUAGCUGCUGGCGCCCCAUCUGUUGGAAUUAAAGCUUCGAAUGGCGUCGUCCUGGCAACGGAAAAGAAGCAGAAGUCGGUCCUGUACGAUGAGCAGAGCGUGCACAAGGUGGAGCCCAUAACGAAGCACAUAGGCAUGGUCUACAGUGGAAUGGGUCCCGAUUACAGAGUGCUGGUACGACGGGCCCGCAAGUUAGCCCAGCAGUACUUCCUGGUCUACCAGGAGCCCAUUCCCACGGCACAGCUCGUCCAGAGGGUUGCAUCAGUCAUGCAGGAGUACACGCAGUCUGGGGGCGUGCGUCCCUUUGGGGUUUCAUUGCUGAUCGCUGGUUGGGAUGAAGAUCGUCCAUACCUUUUCCAGUCAGACCCUUCUGGGGCGUAUUUUGCGUGGAAAGCAACUGCAAUGGGAAAGAACUACGUCAAUGGAAAAACGUUCCUUGAAAAGAGGUAUAAUGAGGAUCUUGAGCUUGAAGAUGCGAUUCACACUGCAAUCCUGACUUUGAAAGAGAGUUUUGAGGGUCAGAUGACGGAAGACAACAUUGAAGUGGGGAUCUGCAAUGAGGCUGGCUUCAAACGACUCACUCCAGCCGAAGUCAAGGACUACCUGGCUGCCAUUGCCUAGAGUUCCACCGCUGCUCUCUUUCUCAUAGUGGACUUUUGUUCUGCCAUCAGAAAUCAGAUUUUUUUUUCUCUUCCCCAAAAGAAUGUUCCUUAUUUGUACUCUCAUCUCUGUUGUACAAACUACCAAUAAAUGUUGGUAAUUACAAA
Brienomyrus brachyistius is the source of this 968-nucleotide messenger RNA. RefSeq names its product proteasome 20S subunit alpha 2a (gene psma2a). Gene Ontology annotation, cellular component: proteasome core complex, alpha-subunit complex; proteasome core complex. NCBI's taxonomy places the organism in Eukaryota, Metazoa, Chordata, Actinopteri, Osteoglossiformes, Mormyridae. The record is from RefSeq and is a predicted model, not a curated record. The transcript is spliced from 8 exons. Gene Ontology annotation, biological process: ubiquitin-dependent protein catabolic process. The coding region runs from base 118 to 822 and encodes 234 amino acids.